Galeopterus variegatus (Sunda flying lemur) is the source of this 2068-nucleotide messenger RNA. It is a transcript of the gene AGXT2, whose product is annotated as alanine--glyoxylate aminotransferase 2. Gene Ontology annotation, molecular function: pyridoxal phosphate binding; L-alanine:glyoxylate transaminase activity. Gene Ontology annotation, cellular component: mitochondrion. Bases 80 to 1483 code for a protein of 467 amino acids. The record is from RefSeq and is a predicted model, not a curated record. Gene Ontology annotation, biological process: glyoxylate catabolic process. The transcript is spliced from 13 exons. Lineage: Eukaryota; Metazoa; Chordata; Mammalia; Dermoptera; Cynocephalidae.
AGGAUCCUAACUCACUUCACUUUCAGCAGAUGCUCCCUGGACAUCCGUAACCAGACUCAGUCUUCAUACAAAACCCACAAUGCCUCCAUGUGACUUCACCCCCGAAAGAUACCAGUCCCUUACCUACAACCGCGUCCUGCAGAUCCACAAGCAACACCUUUCUCCAGUGGUGACGGCGUACUUCCAGGAGCCCUUGCUUCUCCACCAGGGGCACAUGCAGUGGCUGUUUGAUUCUGAAGGAAACAGAUACCUGGAUUUCUUUUCCGGGAUUGUCACUGUCAGUGUUGGUCAUUGCCACCCAAAGGUAAACGCAGUGGCACAAAAGCAGCUCAGCCGCCUGUGGCACACAAGUUCUGUCUUCUUCCACCCUCCAAUCCAUGAAUAUGCAGAGAAGCUUUCAGCACUUCUUCCUGAGCCUCUUAAGGUCAUUUUCAUGACAAACAGCGGCUCAGAAGCCAACGACCUGGCCAUGCUGAUGGCGAGAGCACACUCAAGUCAUACAGACAUCAUUUCCUUCAGAGGAGCCUACCACGGAAGCAGUCCUUACACACUUGGCUUAACAAACGUAGGGACCUUCAGGAUGGAACUCCCCAGUGGGAUGGGUUGCCAAUCAACAAUGUGCCCAGAUGUUUUCCGUGGCCCUUGGGGAGGAAGCCACUGUCGAGAUUCUCCAGUGCAAACCAUUAGGCAAUGCAGCUGUGCACCAGACUGCUGCCAAGCUAAAGAUCAGUAUAUUGAACAGUUCAAAGAUACUCUGAGCACUUCUGUUGCCAAGUCAAUUGCUGGAUUCUUUGCGGAACCAAUUCAAGGCGUGAAUGGAGUUGUCCAGUACCCAAAGGGUUUUCUAAAGGAAGCCUUCGAGCUGGUGCGAGAGAGGGGAGGCGUGUGCAUUGCAGAUGAGGUGCAGACAGGAUUUGGAAGGUUGGGUUCUCAUUUCUGGGGCUUCCAAACCCACGACGUCCUGCCUGACAUUGUCACCAUGGCUAAAGGGAUUGGGAAUGGCUUUCCCAUGGCAGCAGUUGUAACCACUCCAGAGAUUGCCAAGUCAUUGGCUCAAUGCGUGAAUCACUUCAACACCUUUGGAGGGAACCCCAUGGCCUGCGCCAUUGGAUCUGCUGUGCUUGAGGUGAUUAAAGAAGAAAAUCUCCAGGAAAACAGUCAAGAAGUUGGUACCUACAUGUUACUGAAGUUUGCUAGGCUGAGGGAUGAGUUUGAAAUUGUUGGAGACGUCCGAGGCAAAGGCCUCAUGAUAGGAAUAGAAAUGGUGCAGGACAAGACGAGUCGCCAGCCUCUUCCCCGUGAAGAAGUAAAUCAAAUCCAUGAGGACUGCAAGCACAUGGGGCUCCUCAUUGGCAGAGGUGGCAUUUUUUCCCAGACGUUCCGCAUUGCGCCCUCGAUGUGCGUCACUAAACCAGAUGUUGAUUUUGCAGUGGAAGUAUUGCGUUCUGCCUUAACCCAACACAUGGAGAGAAGAGCUAAGUAAAAUUUUUAGAAAUAAAAAACCACAGCCUCAAGAACUUCCCACUUGUGUUCAAAAGUAAAUUUGAGGAAUUUCAGAACCACCGAGAUUCAGAGAAAACCUGCAGCUCUCUAUGGUAGUUGUAAAAACAUGGGUGGCUGCCCACAAGCCGUACUUGUUAGCAGAGUCCCCUGUUAUCCUGAGAACAUCAUCCUCAGGGAAAGGACCUAAUUAAUCUAGAUAAGUUAUGGUGAUUUGAUUCCCAUUUGCAGCAAUUCAUUUAUGCAUGAAUAUGUGACAUAUUUUUGGCCAAUGCAUCCUGAAGAAAGAUCUUUUGGUGGAGGUGCCUUCAGGGAAAUGUUUCUUCACCUUUCACACUUCAGCUCAGGAAGAGAUGACUUCUUACACUGAAAACAUCAUAUGUCAUGAUGGGAUUCCUGCAACAUGUCUGCCAUCUUGCAGCCUUGAGGACAAAGUCUUUUUGCUGAGACUGGAAGGUGGACAGAAGCUGAGUGCUUAGUGACAUCAGUGAACCACUGACUUAACCAGUGCCAGAGCCAUCCUACCUCGGGGCUUCUUGAUAUAUAAGAAAAUAAAUUCACUGUACUG